Molecule: messenger RNA, 902 nt
Organism: Stylophora pistillata
Lineage: Eukaryota; Metazoa; Cnidaria; Anthozoa; Scleractinia; Pocilloporidae
Molecular function (GO): extracellular matrix structural constituent; oligosaccharide binding
Source: RefSeq, a predicted model, not a curated record
CUGAAGCAGUUCAAGUCCAAGGAGAAGAUAGUGCGCAUGCCUGAAAUGAAAUACCUAACGAGUUUGAGUGUCGCUCUUGCUACCAUGACGUGCUUCGCUAUCGGGUGCCCUCAGUCAUCAUGUGGCACCUUCGAAACGCACCAGUAUGUUUUCAAGAUUGGCCAGUAUGACUGCGAAUGCGAGCCGUUAAGAGCUGGUCAGAUGACGUUUGAAGAAGGGAUAGUAUACGUGUGUGAUGGUAGUGAGUGGAGGGCGCUGCAGUACGAAGCACCAUUGGGUUCCAGAAGUGACCCUGGAUUUUCGUGCAAAGACAUCAAGGCUCACUUGAAGGGCGCGACCAACGGCAUUUACUGGAUCACUUUGACUGACAGCAAAGAUUCUUUCCAAGUUUACUGUGACAUGGACGCUGGAGGCUGGACCAUGGUGUUUAAGGCUGUGAGUGGAAUCAAUAAAAAAGUGUACCCUACAUACAACUCGCCACACACCUCUUCCGAGAAAGUAAUGGCCGCUCUAGAUGUCACCAACAAUCACAAAGAUCAUUACAAGAACAGAAUAGUGUUGAACUGGGCUUACUUCCACGCUUCUGAGGCAAGAGUUGUUCCCUAUACCGGAGGAAAUAUCGUGAAGGAGGUGAAGUUCAACGCGAAGGGAUCAGACAAAUUGAAUUGGUUUUCGGCCCCUAGACUAAUCGACAGCUCCUGGAAAGACAUGAAAUCCCAGCCAAAGAAUGUCAUUUCUAUUCCCGGGCGGCACAAUCGCAACUUCUUCAUCAACAGACAAUAUGGUGGCUGUCCUAACGAUGCCGGAUGGAUGGCAAUCACUGGCCAUUUCUGUGAAUGGGAGAAGCGCUUCAAUCCUCGACAAAAUGUCAUCAUUUACAGCAAACUGCAGAUGUGUUGGUG